This is a messenger RNA of Colletotrichum higginsianum IMI 349063, 8259 nucleotides long. Its product is annotated as SNF2 super family protein. Gene Ontology annotation, molecular function: methyltransferase activity; ATP binding; ATP-dependent chromatin remodeler activity. The record is from RefSeq and is a predicted model, not a curated record. The coding region runs from base 1 to 8259 and encodes 2752 amino acids. The transcript is spliced from 3 exons. NCBI's taxonomy places the organism in Eukaryota, Fungi, Ascomycota, Sordariomycetes, Glomerellales, Glomerellaceae.
AUGGCGGACCAGGAGGAGUUGGACCGCCUGGAGCAACUCAGACUGUAUGAUCCGAAUGCUGGCCAGGGCCUCGCGGGCGAUCAAUCGUCUCACGAAGAGGCGGACCUCCAAAAUGACCCAGCAGAUGGCCAGUACCCUGCGGAGCCAGAUUUCAUGCAUGGACACCAUACCUACGGCACGCCGCCGGCCUACAACUUUGAAGACGCGGAAAACUGGGUUGAGCAGAAUGUUUCUGGCCUCGAUCGCGUCGCCGAAAGUCAGAGCCUGAACGACUCUCCUGCGCCUUUCCCAGGCUUUCCGUCUCAACAGCAUAGUUCGGGAGCAGGUCAGAGCUACGGUUCGUCGAACACCAACCAGACAGAAUCCGCUCAAGGUAUGGCGCCCGAGGCUGAUAUGGACGCGGGCUUUGACUGGGACAACAUCGCACAACUCAACCAGUCUAGCCUCUAUGGGGGCUUGGCUCCGAUGGCUCAAAUGAGUUACGAAUCCAACCCGUUUCCUCCAGAGCAACAAUCCUCCGGCAGCUAUCAACCUCAGCCUGCAGAAAACGCCUUCUUCGCUCAAGACCCGGGCAACAUCUCGCACUCGAACCAACUGAUACUGGAUCCUGCGCUCGGUGGUGAGAACCCCUCUCAGAAUGACGCCGCUGGUUCAUCUGGGAUUGUGACUCCAAUUGCCCAAAGGGGUGGUGGAAUCAACAUGUUCUCUACACAGCAGCAACCUUUCGGCAACCAUCAAUAUCAGCGCCCGCUCGUUUCCUACACAUUGUCUCAACGCUUUAGUGGCAAUUCAGUCUCCAGUCCAGAGCUUCAGAAUUCUCCUCAGAAUCCUCCUCAGAAUGGCCGGUUCAUUGAUCCUCAUGGCAAUGCAGAAUUCGGUAGCCUGCAACGUUAUGACCAGCAACACCCAGGCCCAGAACCGCACCUUGGCUACUCGCAGAUGGCAGGCGACCCUGCAGCUGCACAGAACAAUCAUUUUCCCGGCCAACCCAUUGGCGAGAAAGCUGUCAAUUCUCCUCCUGCCGCCGUACCCCAUCAGCUUCAGAAUCCCCAGCCCGCUGGCCCAACUCCUCGUGCCAGAGCUCGAGCGCGUCGCAGACGCCAAGAAGUACCCAGCGCCGAGCAAGCCGGCUCGCCGCCUCGACCCCAGAAUGACCAACACCUGUUCGUCAUUCAUCAUCAUACUGACCAUGACCGCACGAUCGCCAACCAGCUCAGCCGAGUAGCUGACAUUCAGAGCCUGCUCGGAGCCCAUGCCCAGCCCGGAAAAGACAUCAACAUGCUGGCAAUUUUCUCAACGCCCGAAAAGCUCCUGGAUGUUAUCAUCGAUGCUUUCGUGAUGGAGAACAUUCAGGUGCCAGCUCCAGGCUCAGUGCCGCAACAGUUUGGUCUCCAUGCAAACCGCCGCGAGGGUGCUAUUCUUGAUGAGCGAGCUGUUCACAAGCCGCGGGAUGCCUUCCCGAUUAUCUAUCACAACGCAAGCAACCUUGGGUUUGCACAGGUUGUCGAGCAGGGUGGCGUCUCUUUCAGGAUUGCAACGAUGUGCUCUGGCACAGACGGUCCAAUCUUGGCUCUGCGCGAAUUGGCCGAAGCGGCCACUGGCGAUGGGCACCCGGGUGCUCUUAAGUACGACCAUGUCUUCAGUGUCGAGAUCGAUCCCGUGAAGCAGGGAUGGAUUGCAAGAAAUGCUCACCCCUCCGGACACAUCUUUCGAAACGUCGCCGAUCUCGGAAGGCCUGGCGCAUAUGAAGCUAUGUCGGUAACCGGUGCCAUGGAAAAGAUCCCGAAGGAAGUCGACAUCCUGAUCGCCGGCAGUUCCUGCGUAGACUUUUCAAGUCUUAACAUUCGGCGUGAGGACAGGAAGAAGGCAUCUGGUCUCCAGAAGCUCUUUGACCAAUUCCAGGAAAGAGGCGUCAGCGAUGUUCUCAGCCAAGACGAUCCUGUCGCCGAAGAAGUUGUCGAGGGCCUCGAGGCGCUGUUUAACAAGAUCGAAGAAGAAAAAGGAGAGUCGACUAAGACAUUCCUGUCUAUCCUGCUCUACGCCCUCCAGCACCGUCCCAAGAUUCUCAUUCUAGAGAACGUCACCAAGGCUCCUUGGGAUCAGUUCAAAGGGUUCUGGCUUCCCGCCAUCGGAUACAGUGCCGCCGUGGCCCAAGUGGACUCCAAGAAUUUCCUCGUGCCGCAAACGAGACAGAGAAAGUACCUGGUGGCCGUCGACGCCAGACGAUACGGACAGAACGCCUCGGAGAUUGUCGAGUCGUGGGCCGAGCUCAUGAAACCGUCGCAUUGGUUCAGGAACCCGCCGGACCUGGAAGGGUUCCUGCUCCCGCCGUCCGAUAAGCGCACGCUGAACAGCAGGUUCCAGCUGGAGAGGACUAUGCUUUCCAAGCCCAAGAAGGACGUCGAAGCCGUCGUGUGCCAGAACGAUCACCGCCUUGCGCGGCGGAAGGAGGGGCUCGGUAACGGCCAGCCUUACACGCGACUCGACGAUCGUGGUAACGUACAGCCUCGCGAAGAGUCGUGGGGCAACUACAUUCGCCUGAUUACGCCACGGAUGCAGGACCUGCUGGACAUCAGUUCUCUGAGGGCCUUCGUGAAGAAUUUCGACUUCACCUACAAGCUCGUCAUGCUCGACCUGGGACAGAACGUGGACCGUCAGAGCAUCAAAAUCGGUACCAUCCCUUGCAUCAUCCCAACCAACGAAUCCUUCUCGACGUACCACGGUCGUCCCAUCUUGGGGAUCGAGUGCCUUGCCCUUCAAGGCAUCCCAAUCGAUCGGGUGUCCAUCUCGGUGGAGAAGGAGGCCCAGCUGAAGGAUCUGGCCGGCAAUGCGAUGACGACGACGGUGGCGGGGGCGGCAAUCCUGUGCGCCAUCGCCUGCGAGAGGAAAUUCGUCCUCGAGGCCCUCGAGUCGUCGUCGGUGUACAUUGCCGGCCUUCCCACGGCAGCCCCAAUCGCCGGCCCUGCUUCCUUCCUUUUCGGCCUGCGUCACGUGGCCGACGAGGCGGGCGGCGCUGUGGCCACUGUGGGCUCUGCGGGCUCUGCGGGCUCUGCGCACCUUCUCCCUCCUGCCACCUCAUCUUUCGUCUCGCCUCCCGUCGACAAUCCCAUCGAUAAUCCCGUCAACGAGGCAAAGAUGAGUUGGCAGGACGUCGAGCCCGAGGUCAUCCCGGGCGAGCUGGCCGUGGGAUCUCUCACGGACCUUUGUCGCAAGGGUCGUCGCAACUGUCUCUGCGACGACUUCCGCAAGCACCAGCACACCGGAACCCACUGGCGCUGCGACGAUUGCGACGAGGUCCGCUGUGAGUCCUGCGCCGGCAACCCCGAUCACAACUUUGACAAGGAUCGCCCCGUCGACGUCACCUGCGCAAUCGACAAGAGCGCCGCUUACGAGCUUGCGGCUGCCGCCCUCCCAGGUCAUCUGGUUGUCAAUUGGUUUGAUCCCAACAUCGAUGUCCUCGACGGCCUUAGCGACGAAAUCUUCGGUCGGCACCGCGCCGCUCUGCAAGUGGCCAUCAGAGCCUGUUGCAGCUCCAAGAACUACUACCAGACCAGCCUCAAGUUCAGAGACGAUCUCACCGUGACUUACGAGUCCGAGUUUUCCUACAUCACCGUGGUUGUCACCGAGAAGGGCCUCACUUGGAACGUUCACCUGAGACAAACCUACCUCGAAAUUGGCCAUCUCUCCAUGGAACCCAACGAGGCGACCCAGAACGCAGCUCUCCUGCUCAACUCGCUGGGAUACGACGUCAGCAAGCCUCUCCUGAGGGCCGUCAUUUCGGACCCCGACAUCCUCCAGACGCCCAUGCGAUUCGUCUCGGACUCUGGUCCCUCGGACGGUAUGCGCCAGCAGAUGCUCGACGUGCCCGAUUACCCUCAGCUGCAAUAUCAGAUUGCCGACGACAUCGAUGGAGACUUUCGCCACACUAAAUCGUGCGGCACCCCCUUCGGCCUUCUGUACACUCGCAAGGACGGUGGCCGCAGCCAUGUCUACCACAUGUUGCACGCCAACCGCACUACACCUGCCGAGGACGACCGAUGGGUGUUGACCAAGAACCCUCGAAAGCUUGAACCAGAUCAGUCGCGAGACAUCAUUUGCAACUUCGCGCAAGACUACGUCCACUUCCUGGGUGGUGAGAAUCCCGACUCGCCCCGACGAGUAUCAGCCACGGUCCCUGGUGUGUGGAAGUUUUUGCAGCCUGAAUACCACCUCGCCGUCGCAGAGCGUCACUCAGCUCUUACGGUCCGAUUCUGCAACCCGAUCGAGCAGGCUGCUGACUCCGACAACUGCCAAUCUACGCUGCCGUCCGUUCUGGUCAGAAUGGAAAACACCCAUAUGCACUAUCCUGUCAGAUCGCUUCCCGUGCAAUGGGCCGCUCCCGCACAUCCCAUCGAUGCCAACCACGAACCCUGGGUGUCGGUCGCGCCUCAUGAAGCCAAGGACGCCCUGGCGUUGUUCUCUCCCGCCCUGAACAAGAUCAAGGACACCUCCCAGGUUUUUCACCAGGCCCGUUGCCUCGCCGCGAACAACAUCCCUCUCGACGUAGAAGCAGCGCGUUGCGAUUGCUUGCCCGAGCCCGCCAAGGUUCUCCACCGUUGGGACGAGAAUGGCAGCAUCGAACGUAUCGAAGACCAGCAGACUGCCGCGCGGACAGACCGAGACUUACAGCAGAGGCCGGUCCCCUAUAAGAUCCAAGCCUACAUGAACCCGGACGUGGGCGGCUCCGGCCGACUAAGUAUCCUCAAUUUCAGACUCCUUCUGAGUCCGAAGGUGCUUGCGCACCGAGGCCUUGCACACUUCCCCCCAAGAAACGAUGCCAUGUCCGCUCUUGUCCGCUCGCCUCGAGGAUCCGGCACCUUCGAUGUCCAGUUUGAGUUUGUGGAUCCGAGCUUGAAGGAGCUGCGGCCAUUGAAGGAGAGCAUGCUACCGGUCAAGAGAGGCGACUUUCCUUUGGAUAACCCGAAACAGCCCCCCAACUUUGCUCGCAACCAAAUGAACUUGCGACGUGACCAAUGGGAGGCUGUCCAGUGGAUGUUGAAGCGGGAACACGCCGUCGAUCCAUUCCUGGAGAAGGAGUUCGAAGAAUGUCUUCUACCGUCGGUCAAUGUGCGUCUAUGGGGCACGGCAACACUGGAGAAUCUCUCCCAUUGUGGCGUUCUAGCGCAUGACAUCGGCUAUGGCAAGACAGUCGUCACGCUCGGCCUUGUUGAUUUCUCCACCGCCGAUGCAGCCAACGAGGCCAAAUCCAUCGACGAGCGUGCUGCUCACUUGGGUGCCAACUGCCUUAUCCACCUCAAGGCUACCUUGGUCAUCGUUCCGCCUCACAUCGUGGGUCAGUGGGCCAACGAGGCUGCGAGAUUCGUCGGGCGUGAUUCGAGAGGCCACGGAAGCGGCUUGCUCACCGUACACAUCAUCACCAAGCCCACCGAUAUCGUGCGGGAGAAGAUGAUUGUGGCAGACAUCAUCAUUGUCAGCACUACCUUCGUCUCCUCAGACAAGAACCUGGAGAAGCUUGCAGCGGUGUCUAAGCUCCCGCCUAUUCACCACAGGAAAUCCGCGUUGAAGGGACAGGACCACCGCGACUGGUACUCCGAAGCCACCGAGACCAUCCGUCAGUCGGGUUUCGACUUUCUCAACCCAGACAGCAUGGACAUCACGCAGCUUGAUACCGUUUUGCAAAACCGACGUAAUGGUACAAACGACUGGAUUCAGAUGAUCGAGGACAACAACGUGGGACCCAGCGACCGGAAGACUCAGACGACAAGCGCCAAGAAGAGGGCAGGAGCCUCGAAACCCAGCUCCAAGGCCAAGGUUGUUACUGCAAUCGACGUGCUGGAAGCGUUCAAGAAGGGCCAGCUUCUGGAGAUGUAUACCUUCCAGCGGGCUGUCUUGGACGAGUUCUCGUACGAAAAUACGCCCGUCGCCGUGUUUCUGGAAAAGGUCGUUGCCUCCGCCAAGUGGAUUCUUUCCGGAACACCCCCUACGGUCGAUCUUGGCCGAAUUUGCGACAUUGGGACGUUGCUGAAUGUCCACGUUGCUCGUGCUGCACCCUCGAUGCCGGGAUAUUUUCCAAACGUCACAAUGGGGCCAAGAAUCUCGGAGCAGACCGAUGCCGAGAAGUACCGCAGCUAUGCUGAGCCCUUAUCUGCGAAGCUGGCUGUCGAGCGUCACGAGCAGGCAAAGAGUUUUAUCUUGCACCACUUCCGCAAGAACAAGACGGACGUGGACAAUGUGCAAGUCGAAGAGUUGUUGUGCUUUACCCCGAUGCAGCCUCUGGAGGCCACCAUCUACAACCUGGUACAGCAGGGUCUCUACGACGCCAAGUUCGACAUACACGGUAUACCAAGCCAACUUUCGCUACUGGUACAUGCCCUUUUGGCCGAUGAAAAGUUGGCCAGUACCGGAUCAAAGGUCAAGGCUUCGGGAAAGUCCGUGUGGGCCGAAGCCAUCGAAGCCCUGCUUCUGCUUGCGUCCGUUCCCUCCUGGAGCAAUCGCCAGGGAUUCAUCAACAUGAGUUGGAUCAAGGAUGGACAAAUACUAUCUUUCCGCUCAAUCAGUCGAUACUUGGCCUAUGGAUCUGCCAUGUUCUUGGAACACUGCUCGUCCGCGAUUUCAUCGCUCUUUGACCAGAUGAUGUACCUCGCCAACGUUCUUGAGAACGAUGAGACUCCACGCAGCAGCACUUUGAAGGCCAAAAAAGCGGCAUACAUGGGCCACAUGCACGACAUCAUUGAUAUUUUCAAACACGAAAAGGCGGAAAUCGCCGGCGACCGGCAGCUCAUCAUUUUCCUCAGGGAGGCAAUCAUCAACAAGACGUGGGUCACGGGCAGGAAGCCAUAUCAAGAAAAGGAGGGACGUGACCUUUGGGACAUCAAGACCUGGUCAAUGGAGGGCGGCGGUGGUCCUGGAUCGUUUACUGCUGCCAAUUGGUGGAUUUUUGAAGAAGGCAUGGAAAUUUCAGAUGAGGAGCUUUCGGUGUUGAAGGCGCGCUGGCAUCGACCCGACAUCGACGGACCAGCCGACACCAGGGAGGAAAUCAUCCAGAUGAUUCGAGCUAAGCAACUUAACCCCGUGCAUCCGCUCCACGAUGCGCUGCCAUACACUAUGGGACUAAAGCAUCAUACCCAUCUCGAAGACGACUUUCUUUUUGCGGAUCGGUUCGACAAGCACGUCGCUGGGAAACUGACAAAGGAUGACUUCGAAUUCGGUAUCCAGCUACCGAAGGACCGACCCCACAAAGGACGAAUGAUCAGACCCAGAGGACAACCGAUCGACGAGGUCCUGAACUGCUUCAUGCUGGUCAUUCAGAGCAUUCAAGCCGGCAUCAAGACCGCGGCAACAGCCUGGCGGAACCAAAUGUUCAUCCUCAAGGCGGACUGCCUGCAGAACCACAAUUUCGACGCCCACAACAGCCUCCCGAUCCGGUGCUCCCAGUGCCAUAAGACGACCGACCGGGGUCUUCAGUCGAUCGCAUGUGGUCACACGCUGUGUUACGAUUGCCAUCUUGCUUUCACGGAGAGCCAACAUCGUACGUGCCCAACAAAAGGAUGCCAGGCAACGAGCCAGGGGUCUUUCAUGCCUUGGGACACCUUCUUCAAGGAGAAUGAUGCCGACGGGGUCGACGAGUUCGACGCAGACGUGUCGGGCCUGUCUGGGUCGAAGAUGCUCGAAAUCGAGAAAAUCAUUCUCACAGACCUCGAGGAUGACGAGAAGGCCAUCGUCUUUGCGCCUUAUUCCCGGGUCAAAGAGGCGAUUCGCGUUCAUUUGUUUCGAAGCAUCGGGGAUGACGUCGCGGUCUACGUGACAAAUGGCAGUGAAAUGGACUCUGAGAUCAUUGAGGAUUUCAAGAGCUUCCCAGGAAAGGCUGUGCUGGUACAGAACCUCAUGUCUUCCGAAUCGGCGGGCACGAACCUAACCGAGGCCAACCACGUCAUUUUCGCCGGCGUCUUGUUCACGGACUCUGACAACUACACAAUGUACAUGGACCAGGCCAAGGGUCGUGUCAUCCGACAAGGCCAGACUCGCAAGGUGACGAUCUACCACCUCGUGUCGCCCGCCACCUUGGAGUUUGACAUGUUCAAUCAGAGACAGGGCGGCCGCAUCCGCGGCUCGGGCGAUCUCGAUGGUCGCAUUCGCCUUCCAGUCAGCGAAAAAGCCACGGUUGACCCGGCCUACCCACUUCGAUAUCGCUCCUAUCUAGAGAGUUCGGCAGUCGAGAAGCUUCUCCGAUCCGUCGAGUUCGUCGAGUUCGAGGGCUGA